Messenger RNA from Annulohypoxylon truncatum, 7089 nucleotides. RefSeq lists its product as uncharacterized. The coding region runs from base 87 to 6941 and encodes 2284 amino acids. The record is from RefSeq and is a predicted model, not a curated record. The transcript is spliced from 3 exons. NCBI's taxonomy places the organism in Eukaryota, Fungi, Ascomycota, Sordariomycetes, Xylariales, Hypoxylaceae.
AUAAUACUAUUUUUGAAAUCUAUACCCAUUGAGUGGGCUUUUACAUUCUUUAUCUGGCCGAUAUAUCCCGCGCCGCUGCCGACGUAAUGGCGACUCCAGGAGCAACGCAGGCCCUUCUGGGCGCCUUUUUCUUCGGUAUCUUGUUCAACGCGGCGUCGGCUGCCCUGGUAUUGUACGUUAUAGGUCACGGUUCAGCAAUCUUUCGGGACGGUCUGAGGCUGGUCCUCAUAUUAUUUCUCUUGUCUUCUGCCGCUUGGGCGCUGGUCGAAUUCCUCGCAACUAUCAUCGAGCCAACCGCGGGCACCUCGUGUCAGGUCGCUGCUGUAUUUUCGUCUGUUUUCGAUCAGCUAGGAAAGAUUUUCAUCGAACAGUACUUGAUAUGGGCGACACGAGUGGAAGGAAAGAAGGCGGUUUUGAGUUUGGUGCCGCAAAUUCUGCUUCUUGGACGAUUCGGCGUCGGUAUGGCUUUCAUAGGGCUUACGGGAAACGAGUUCAGCCCUACCUGUGUGCCUAUAUCCAAAGUAGUUCCGGUCGCUAUCACCGUCAUCGUGUUAGAUUUUGUUAUAGUCGGCCUACUGGCUAUUCAAGUUUUGUCUAUGGGCUCGACGAAGGACAGUGCAAGUAGCUCACGUGUUCCUAAGAGGAAUGUUGGUAUGGUCGUCAUUGGUCUAGGAAUAUGGAUAGGGACGAGCGUGGUCCUCCUCCUAGGCAUGAAGUCGACAGAAUUAGUACUGAAAACAACGCUCCCUGCGCUUGGUUUGGCAAUCCUAGUUGCGUUGGUUACUGUACUCUCGGGAACGCUUGUUAUUCCUCGGGGACCACCUCCGCGACGACCAGACUCUCCGAUGACUCGGGAUAUGGGUAGGGAUUUGUCGUCUUCAGACUCUGCUGAAUACCCCCCAUCUCGCUAUGAAGAUGUGAAGGGCGUAACUGCUACAAUGGCCAUGGCCGCAUAUGCCGCCCCUAACGAUAGUUCUAUGCCCACCGUCUCGUUCCCUAUCACACCAACUCCUGGUGAUGAUCAGGGUAGAGUUAAGAAAUACAUGAAGGUCAAGGGUACAACAGGCAAGCUCGUAAUUUCGAAGCCGGUUAUUGUGGAACAAGAAGGCAUGAACAAUCCCCUAGAAAGGAUACCAACAGUCGACCUUGCCACAGCCGCGAAUUAUGAAAGGGAACGGCGUAUCAGGUUAGCACAGCGUGGGUCGACUCUUAUUGCACAACGACCAGCUCCGCAACCACCGAGUGCCGGAGGACAAAACGGAAUGCUUUCUAGAGAAAUCAGCACGAGACGGAAGCAAGUCGCACCUGCAACCUUGGCGCAAUUGGAGAGAUCCGUUUCGAACGAGACUACCAAGACGACUACAGGACUUUCCGUCGAAGCAAACGCAUUAUCUACUUCAUCAGAAUUGUCACCAGGGGCCGAGAAGGUUCGGAGGAGAUCGCCUCGUCAGCCCCCUGCGCCACCAAUCCCGUCAACCUUCCAACCGAUUCGACCUGGUGAUCCAAUUCGUAUACCGAUUCCCAGGCCUCGAACCCCGCCUGAGUCGCCAAAGACUGAAUCGGUGAAGACUCCUCUGCAACGACGUCCGACAAUAGGAUUACCGUCGAACCCUCGGGCGCAAGCAAUGAAGGCAGCAAGUGAUGGCGAAAGCCAGAGACAAGAAACCGUGAUGUUCGUCAACAACAUUGUUUACGAUGAUCCGAGUGUUGUUGAUAAUAUCAUGCAAGGAGCUUCGAAGACGCCGAUGGCACCCUUGAACUCGCGUGACUCGGUUGUUAACCGUCCGCGCCCAAUUCCUCGAAAGGGAGACAAAGAUCGACAAGUUUUCCCCGCUGAGCUAUCACCUAGCCAGAACCAUAGGCGAUCAAAGUCGGUCGGCUCAGGUGCAAGUAGGAAGUCUAUCCUUCAGUCCAUGCCUGGAAGCCCUACUCAGCUACCUCCAUUGCCGCCACCUCCUAAGAGUGCCGGCAGUGUGCCACGGCCUCUUCCUAAUGAUACGAAGAGCAUGACGUUCGACGAGAAAAUGAAUCUCCUAUACAGCACUCCACUUAGCGCUUCUUCGGUAACAAAUACUGCAGAAAAGCGACGGUCUGAAGUCCCUCAAAUUCCGCCCUUACCAGCGACAUACAUGGUAGAUGCACAGCCGCCCAAGGCUGAAAGCAUCCCUGAGCCCGACUCUAAUAGCGAAAGGAGAAUAUCCAAGACAACUGAUAGGAGUUCAAUCCGCACUACGAGUAUUCUCGGUAUCGAGGAUAUCCCGCAGCGACUUCUGCCAAAAGCUGAUAGCUCCCGUAAUGCGGUUGAUGAAGUAGGACAGUCUUGGCUUCCAGGGAUUUCGGUUGAAAAUGAAAGACAAAAACGACCGUCUGAUAAAAAGAGCAAUCGGAAAUCCUCCCCUGUUCUCCCGGAGGCAAGUCACUUCAGCGUGUCGUCUAUGAAGACUGAAAGCAGGGUCAGAGACGAUGACAGGAGCACUAUCUGGGGUUCCGUGCACUCCCCAGUUGCUGCUGUCCAUAUUCAACAGGCACGACGACUUAACGCCCGUUCAACGUACAUUCAAAACUCCCAGAACUCCCGCAUUCCCGAGGAACCGGUAGAGCGAAGUUCAUAUGCAAAUAUCCCCGACGAAGUUAUGGAAGUUAUGUUGGAUAUAUCGGAUAGUCCGGUCGAUCAACAGGAGUCUCCCGAGAAGGCCGUGCAAGAAUUGCCCACUUUCCAUCACCGAGUUGGCGAAGAGUGUCCGACGUUCUCUGCCAGAAAGGACAAGAUACGGUCGAGGAAGAUGCCUCCGCCGGCUCCCCUCGCCCUAAGCAGAAAGAACAGCAAAAGGGCAAUAAUAGUUCAGCCUGCAGAACCCUCGCCACUGGAGUCGCCUGAGGCCGCAUACCAGAUGAUUCAAGCUCAGUUACAGAGAUUCGAACAGCCGAACCGGGACUCAGCCGGGAGCCAAGGAGGGCGCCUAGCGCUGUUAGAGAACCUAGAGCGUGAGAUGGGCCAGCUGGAAAACAGAUGGCAGAACCGUGUUGACCGUGAUUCUAUGUCGAGCAUUGGCACUACAACAUCAAAAGGUUCCCGCCCACCUUCAAUAGCCGAGCGCAGAGCAUCUCGGAGGGCAUCCCUGCGCAACGCGGCCUUGCGAUCUAAAAGCCAAGAAACGACCGGUACACCUUCAUCCCAAAGCUCAGGAACGAGCUCCGAAAACACACAGGCCAGUGCCUGGCAAUCUCGUCUUGCCGAGGCUCAAAUGGAAUACAUGAAAAGCACUCCCGACCUACUUAUGAAGCGCAACAAUCUUAAUUUCCUCUCUGUUUCCAAAGCUGCACUGGGCAGCCCAAGUCCUCCCGACACUGACGAGUCUGACUACGACGAUGAGGUGCCUGGUAGCGUUCAACAACUGCGGCCGACGGUGUUCAAGCCGGCGACUCAGGUGCAUGAGCUCUGGAAACCGCAGUCGCCUGUUAAAUAUCCGGUCAGCUCAGGGCUCUGGGUACACGUAGCUAAGAAGUCCGAGAGAGUGAGCGAGGUUCAUGAACUUCCGGGCCUAUCUGUACGUCCGGCGAUUAGAAAAGCCCGGGAUUCGCUAUUAAUAGAAAGUUCGCGAUUAUGGGAGAAGCCGGCCAAGAACAGCAGCACUAGCGCUAUGGAAGGACUAUGGAAGAAGUUUGAUCCCUCAGGAUCGAGCGGGACCGCUACCCGCCGCGUCACUAUUCGUCCGCCUCGAAGGAACAAGCGCGCCACCCUCUUGCCUGAUAUCCUAGAAAAUCCCGAGCCCUUGCCAGACAAACGAGGAACUCUAGGUCUUUUCCAAUUCCCUUGGGGAGAAAAGAGCGAAAAUGCCAGCAUUCAACCUCGACCGGCUCGCCCGUUCAUGGCCAUGCCUGGAACUAUGACCACAGGGGGACCAAAGAUUAACGCCGUCUUGGAAGCUAGGUCCAAACAAUUGGAAGCGGAAGAAUUCACGACUUCAUUCUUCGACGAUUACGAAGCGGAAGAAGAAGGUGACAACUUCGAGUUCUCGGAUAGUGAUAACGGAGACGACUUUGACGAGAGUACACUCUGGGAGAUUGCCAACUUGUUAAAGAGCGAAAACGUACCUUCGAAGAACAGCUUACUUCCUUUACCGCUGCAAAGUCCAGCUUACGCCACCUCUCCGGUGUCUUCGACCAACGUUGUUGAACAGCCAGCUGAGGAGUAUCGUGAUGAUGCUCUAGUGUUGGAGGAGCCGAUUCCAGCAGACCGUCUACCCCGCCCGACUUCGGAAUCCACAUUAGUUCAACCUUUGCUCUGGACCCAGCCAGAAGCUCUUACAGUUUACACUGUCGGUCUACCACAGCCCGAUUCAACCAUGUGGAAGAGUUACAUCGCAGAGCCCGCGAAAAUGGCUCGAUCCAAAUCCCAAUUUGAAGAUAUCCCUCCCAUCGAAAGCAACGAAUUAUGGAAACCAAACCCCAGCAACGGCAAAAUGACAAGGACCGGGUUACUAUGGAGCGCAAGCAAGCCAGUCCACGAAACCUCAGCCGUGUCACCGAAGACGAAGGCUGUUGCACAUAGCAAGUCUUUGUGGGUACGGCCUAUCGCUACUUUAACUUCGGAUAUUAGGGGCCUAUUCAGCCCUAGCCACUCUAGGGCUGACUACCGAAGCACUUCCAAAGUGCCUGCUGCGCUCGUGAUGGAUAGGAAGCCUCGCGUGGUCGAAGUACACCUGGAAAAGCUGACCUCGAGAUCUCUCUGGACGGGACAAGCUGCGACUAAGUCUUCGUUAAUGUGGGAGAAGCCCAGUGUCAUCCAUGCGACUGAGCGCGAUGGCCUAUUCGACAGCAAUGAGGCCAGAUCCGACUUUCGCAGGACCACGAAAGAGCCUGCUGCUAUUUCUACGAAAAGAGUUACUCGCACAAUCGAGAAGCCCUUAGCGAGAUUGAGCACGAACAACCUAUGGUCUCCGGAAAUUGUCGCCUCGCCGCAACCUGUCAAAGGCGCCCAGUUAUUUGUGUCCAAGAAGUCAAAGGUGGCUACUCGGCCGGUUGACACGAUCAAGGUUCAAUCAAUCCCCUUGUGGCAUAAGCCAGAAACGAGCGCAGAGUCUGAGUACGAAGGACUAUUUGAUGCUAGCGUUGUCAGAAACAAUUAUCGGAGAACUUCGAAGGCCCCGGCUGCUAUCUCAAUGCCCAAGAAACCUCGUGUAAGCAAGGAACCAUUGCCUGUGCUCACAACCGCUAGCCUUUGGACUGGAGUGUCUUCGGAGUCCGAGCCCGAGUCUGAUGUUCCCGCCGCUGAGUUAAUCGAGACACGCGAAGUUCCAGUGUCGAUUAUAACCAAGUCCAUGUGGGAAAAGUCGACCUUGCCAGUCUCAAGCUCGGAUUUCGAAGGUCUAUUCAACAGCAACGUUUUCAGGCUUGAUUAUCGAAGAACAUCUAAGCUCCCGGCUGCGAUCGACAUGACCCGAACGCCUCGCAAGAUGGAAGAAUCCCUUCCAGUUCUAACGAGCAUAAGGCUUUGGGAAAAGCAAUCCGAAUCGAGCUACAUCCCCAUCCCUACUGGUGUUUCUCUAUGGAACAAGCCUAUCUCGUCGAUGCCCACUUCGUCCGGUCUCUUCCAGGUCGACCCGACUCGCAAGGUGUAUCGAACAACCUCAGCAGAGCCAGCUGCGCUACAAAUGGAUCGGAAGCCUCGAGCCGUCGAUGCGCCCCUUCCAAGACUUGAAUCAACUCGCCUUUGGACUCGCGGCCAGAUCUCCUCAGUCGAAGUCGAUUGGAUUUCGAUUUCUUCUGUUGGACCCAAGAGCCCCUCUAUCGCUUCCGUAUCCGAAGCAAGCUCAGCGCCUUCAUCUCCUAUGUCUGAUUCGUCAUCGGUUAAGACGACCACUACCAAGGCAUCCUCAGCUAAGAGCUUCUUCAGUGGCUUGUUUGGGCGAAAGAAGAAGGAACCGGAAGCCCCCAAGGCUCCUCAGGAUUCUCUGGAGGCAGAGCCUGAAAUCCCCGCUGUGCCGGAAUUGCCGAAGGAAUUCGUAGUGAAGAACUUGGACGAGGUACCCCACAAGAAGCCGGCGCAUACUUCCCUCCGCAAAUCGCACCGCCAGAGCGUCGCUUAUCGAGCGGACUGGGAUGGAGCGCUACGGGAAGCCAUCGCCGCUAGCUACCCCGAUACUACGGUCGCUUUAAGGGCUUCCUAUCCUCGGGAUUGGGAAGCUGAACUCAAAGAAGCUAUCAAGGCAAGCCACGUGCCAUUCAAGCUGACUCGCAAGCCCGCGUCUCCCAGAGCUUGGUCUGUUGCUCUCCAGAAAGCCAUUGUUGCCUCCUACCCCGAGAUCAGGUUCUCGCGGGGUCAAACACUACCGGCGCAAUGGACGGCUGAGCUCCGGGAUGCCAUUGCUAAGAGCUACCCGUCUCAGGUUGAGGACUUCGAUGUCACCGUCCGUCAUCCCGUCUUCAUGGGGUCUAUGGAGACGAUGGCUGAGACGGUCCACCCGGCAAUUGGACCGAAGGUUUUGAGGAGUAGAGGAAACUCAAGAAGCAAUGUAGCAAAGCCUGCUAGCUUCGACGUUGCUGUUCGACAUCCCGUAUUCUUUGGCUCCUUGGAAACUACCGCCCAAUCUGUUCAUCCAGCAAUCCCUACGAAGACACAAAAGCAAGAUGCAACGAGCGAAGCUGUGCCAGCACCUUUACUCUGGUCCAAGGCAGUGGCGACAGAGUCAGCGACAGAGGGUCAUCUAUGGAGCCCCAACAGCUCCGCACCUGAACUCCAGAAAACAUCUUUCAACGCUGAAAUCGACAUGGCGCACAGCCCACGUAAAGCAAAGGACACUGCCAAAAGUCCCGAGCUCAAGAUUGACUUUAGUGGGCAAAGCACGUGGAGACGCAGCGAAACUUCUCAGUUCCAGAAUAGGGACUGGUUGGACGACUCAAUGAAGAAGCGCUUCUCGCGCGUCGAGUUAAGGUACUAGACACCUACCUAGGUAGGUAGAAAAAAGAAAAGGAGGAAGGCUACGAAUUUCUAAGGGGUCGGUGUUAAAUGAGCGUUAUAUAUAAGAGCAUACUGCCUAACCUAGGAUAUACCCCUUGCACAAAUGUACAACAUCUAAUGGCUUUGUA